GGCCAGCUCGCCGCGCAAGCGCAGUGGGCCGGACUCGCCAUGCCGACUGUCAGCCUGAAGCGCGAUUUGCUCUUCCGAGCUCUGGGCCGGACCUACACUGACGAAGAAUUUGAUGAACUAUGUUUUGAAUUUGGUCUGGAACUUGAUGAAAUUACAUCUGAGAAGGAAAUUAUAAGUAAGGAACAAGGUAAUGAAAAGGCACAGGGGGCCUCUGAUGUUGUUCUCUACAAAAUUGAUGUUCCUGCCAAUAGAUAUGAUCUCCUGUGUCUGGAAGGAUUGGUUCGAGGACUUCAGGUCUUCAAAGAAAGGAUAAAGGCUCCAAUGUAUAAACGGGUAAUGCCUAAUGGAGAAAUCCAGAAAUUGAUCAUCACAGAAGAGACAGCUAAAAUACGCCCGUAUGCUGUUGCAGCAGUUCUCCGAAACAUAAAGUUUACUAAAGAUCGAUAUGAAAGCUUCAUUGAACUUCAGGAGAAGUUACAUCAGAAUAUUUGCAGGAAAAGAGCCUUGGUUGCUAUUGGUACCCAUGACUUGGACACUUUGUCAGGCCCAUUUACUUAUACUGCGAAGAAACCUUCCGAUAUCAAAUUCAAGCCUCUAAAUAAGACCAAGGAGUAUACAGCCUGUGAACUGAUGAACAUAUACAAGACUGACAACCACCUUAAACAUUAUUUACAUAUAAUUGAAAAUAAACCUCUGUAUCCGGUUAUCUAUGAUAGCAAUGGUGUCGUCCUUUCAAUGCCUCCAAUCAUCAAUGGACAUCAUUCCAAAAUAACAGUAAAUACUAGAAAUAUAUUUAUUGAAUGCACAGGGACUGAUUUUACUAAGGCAAAAAUAGUUCUUGAUAUCAUUGUUACCACGUUCAGUGAAUAUUGUGAGAAUCAAUUUACGGUUGAAGCAGCUGAGGUAGUUUUUCCUAAUGGAAAAUUACAUACCUUUCCAGAACUGGCUUAUCGAAAGGAGAUGGUGAGAGCUGAUCUAAUUAACAAAAAAGUUGGGAUCAGAGAAACUCCAGAAAAUCUUGCCAAGCUUCUGACCAGGAUGUGUUUAAAGUCAGAAGUCAUAGGCGAUGGGAAUCAGAUUGAAAUUGAAAUCCCUCCAACCAGAGCUGACAUUAUCCACGCCUGUGAUAUCAUAGAAGAUGCAGCUAUUGCUUAUGGAUAUAACAACAUUCAGAUGACUCUCCCGAAAACAUACACCAUAGCUAAUCAAUUUCCUCUAAAUAAACUCACAGAACUCCUGAGACACGACAUGGCAGCUGCUGGAUUCACUGAGGCACUUACCUUUGCUCUGUGCUCCCAAGAAGAUAUUGCUGAUAAACUGGGUUUGGAUAUCUCUGCAACAAAGGCAGUCCUCAUAAGUAAUCCUAAAACAGCUGAAUUUCAGGUGGCACGCACUACCCUUCUUCCUGGCCUCCUAAAGACCAUAGCUGCGAAUCGGAAGAUGCCCCUGCCUCUGAAACUGUUUGAAAUCUCUGACAUUGUAAUAAAAGAUUCUAGCAGAGAUGUAGGUGCAAGAAACUACAGGCAUCUCUGUGCUGUUUAUUACAACAAGAAUCCUGGGUUCGAGAUAAUCCAUGGGCUUCUGGACAGACUCAUGCAGCUACUUGAUGUGCCUCCUGGCGAAAAGAAGGGAGGAUAUGUGAUCAAAGCAUCAGAAGGCCCUGCAUUCUUCCCCGGGCGAUGUGCUGAGAUCUUUGCCCGGGGUCAGAGCAUCGGGAAGCUGGGGGUCCUUCAUCCUGAUGUCAUCACCAAAUUCGAGCUGACCAUGCCCUGCUCCUGCGUGGAAAUCAACAUUGAGCCGUUUUUGUGAAGACGGGUCUCUGUUGUGUGGUUCUCGCCCCGAAGGUCCCUCUCUCCUCCUAGGUGCCCUUUAGUUGUCCCCACAGUAAGUCAGUCCACUUGUGCUUGUGCAUUAAUGUUGAAUAAAGUAGAAAGCAGUGUCUGGCUCCGUGGGUGGUACUGCCAUCCCCGCAUCAGGCCAGCUUGUACGUGAGAGCCCAGUGGGGGGCCAGGAGCUGUUCUGAGAAACAGAGAAGCUCUCCACCCAUCAGAGCCUCUCACCAUCACGUCUGCAGGACAGAAUCCUGUUCUUUUCCCUGAUGAAAUGAGAUAGCUGAUUAGAGCACACGUACGAGAUUAACUAAGAAUUUUUAGUUCUUAUUUUCUAUGUUUGAUGCAUGUUCAUCACUGGGAAACAAUAACAGCAUUUUUAGAAAACUUUUAAGAAUUAGUGAUGGUGUAAUAGUUACAGCCUUUGAAGUCAUCUUAAAGUGAAAGAAAAAUGCACAUAUAUUCAAAGUAUUUGAGGGUGCAUCGGUAUUGGCUACUCUGUGAUACUCAGAGAUGGGGUUUGUGGACACACAGCACAGAUUCAUUCUGCUAGAAGAGUUAAAAGGGACACACUGGUACCAGUGCACUAUGAACAUUAGGAAACAAUGAAGAACUUAUUUUUGUCCUAGGCCAUACAUUUUAUUGUUGUCAGUGUUAUAAAAUCAUGGCUUUAAAUAAUUAAUAUAGCUACUAGUUUCUGUCUUAUUUUAUACAGAGGUAUUAGGUCUCUCCUUCUCUGAAGCUAAGCUUCUGCCUUGUCUUAACCUCCUAAUUUACUUUAAUACUUUGAUCUAGAAUCCUCCAGUAGGUACCAUGUAUUGAAAAAAGCUGGGUGUAAUGUUUGAGAAAAGUUCUGUUACUGUUGAGAUGAUAUGAAACACAAUAAACUGUAAAAACAACUUCAAAGUAAGUCCCUGUAGAAAUAGCUAAUAAGGAUAGACAAGAAUUUUGUAUAUGGAGCUUUUGCUGCACCUAAUACUAAUAUUACUACCUUGAAUCAGGGCAGCAAUGUCCAGCUUAGCAAGAUUUGUGAAUGUACAGACUGCCAUCUCCUCCUUCCCAAUCCCAUUGUAAGCUGAUCCUUACAUUUCAGUAAUGAAGUGAGAUACGCCCAUUAAAAAUAAUGCUCGUCAGAA
Molecule: messenger RNA, 2965 nt
Organism: Lagenorhynchus albirostris (white-beaked dolphin)
Lineage: Eukaryota; Metazoa; Chordata; Mammalia; Artiodactyla; Delphinidae
Gene: FARSB
Product: phenylalanyl-tRNA synthetase subunit beta
Exons: 17
Coding region: 40-1809 (589 amino acids)
Biological process (GO): phenylalanyl-tRNA aminoacylation
Cellular component (GO): phenylalanine-tRNA ligase complex; cytoplasm
Molecular function (GO): RNA binding; magnesium ion binding; phenylalanine-tRNA ligase activity
Source: RefSeq, a predicted model, not a curated record